CAUUCAAUGUUGUUAUACCAUGGAACGAUACCGAGGUACCAGGUAGGUAAGUAGGUAUACAUAUAAUGUGAAGUGAUCGCCUCACAUCUUUUCUCCUUCUCAUCAACUCAUCCGGUGUUGUCGACUUUGACUCUAUACAAUGGUGUCAACUUCUCUAUACGUCUUGAGUGGCUUGACCGCUUUGGGUGGCAGCAUCGGUGCUGCUGCUCAGUCUAUCAUCACUGAUGAUACGACCUUCUAUGGCCAUUCACCGCCAGUAUACCCAUCUCCCAAUGGCACUGGUUUUGGUGAUUGGGCAGAGUCAUACGAUAAAGCACGAGCAUUUGUAGCUCAAUUGACUCUAGAAGAAAAGGUUAAUCUUACCGGCGGUAUUGUAGCAGACAGUAUCUGCUCCGGUAUCAUUCCCCCAAUCGAAAGGCUCAACUUCACUGGCCUCUGUCUAAGUGACGCCGGCAAUGGAGUGCGAACUACAAACUUCGUAACGAGUUGGGCUGCAGGUAUCUCAGUUGGAGCAAGCUGGAACCGCGAAUUGGCUCAUGAGAGAGCAGUUGCGAUGGCUGGCGAAUUUCGAGAGAAGGGUGUCAACAUUGCCCUCGGGCCUGUAGUAGGUCCCCUAGGCCGUAUUGCAACGAGUGGAAGAAACUGGGAAGGCUUCUCAAACGACCCCUAUUUGUGUGGGUCUCUCGCUGCCGACACCGUCAAGGGUAUGCAGUCAGUGGGAGUCUCAACGAGUACCAAGCAUUUCAUUGCCAAUGAGCAAGAAAGAAACAGAAACCCCGAGGGCAACGUCACUGCUGUAUCAUCCAACAUUGACGACAAGACACUUCACGAACUAUACCUCUGGCCCUUCCAAGAUGCUGUAAAAGCUGGCACUGUGAACAUCAUGUGUUCAUACAACCGAAUCAACAAUAGUUACGGCUGCGCCAACAGCAAAACGCAAAACGGAAUUCUCAAGACCGAAUUAGGUUUCCAGGGUUUCGUUGUAUCUGAUUGGUAUGCCCAGCACUCGGGUGUUGCCUCAGCAUUGGCAGGCUUAGACAUGGUUAUGCCGUUCGGCAGUGAUUUCUGGGGCGCAAACCUGACACUGGCCGUAAACAAUGGGUCGGUCCCGGAGCACAGGCUAGACGAUAUGGCAACCAGAAUAUUGGCUACGUGGUAUAAGAUGGGCCAGGACGAGGGAUUCCCAGCUGUGGGACAAGGAAUGCCUAUAGACCUCACGGUGCCCCAUCAACGAGUCAUUGCAAAGAAUCCAAAAAACAAGGGCACCCUGCUAAAGGGAGCGAUUGAAGGUCAUGUCCUUGUCAAGAACAUCAACAAUGCGCUGCCUCUAAAAUCGCCCAAGCUAAUCUCCUUAUAUGGAUAUUCAGCCAAAUCCUUCGACGCAUACAACCCUACUGCCGAGGGGGCCUGGAACCGGGGAACAGAAUCACUAGGACCUCAAGAUGUGAUCCCGAUCCCAGGUACCAAAGAUGAAGCGAUACACUCCCAGAUUGCCGCGAACGGCACAUUAAUCAGUGGUGGCGGAUCAGGUGCAAACCAGCCGGCAUAUGUCAGCUCUCCGUAUGAGGCUUUGAGCCAACGUGCCUAUGACGAUGACUCGAGCUUGUGGUGGGACUUCCACAGUGGCAACCCUCAAGUUGACCAAUCUUCCGAUGCUUGCAUCGUCAUUGGCAAUGCUUAUGCUUCGGAGUCGUGGGACAGGGUUGGACUACACGAUGACUACACCGACGCCCUCAUCACCAACGUCGCUGCCAACUGCAGCAACACAAUUGUAGUGUUCCACAACGCAGGUGUACGACUCGUCGAUCAGUUCAUUGACCACCCCAACGUAACGGCACUUAUCUUUGCCCAUCUUCCUGGGCAAGAUUCUGGUCGGGCCCUUGCAUCCAUUCUAUACGGCGAUGUCAACCCUUCGGGCAAAUUGCCGUACUCAGUGCCACGCAACGAGUCAGACUAUGGACCGAUCCAAAAUGAGACCCGACCUGACGGAAUCUACGAGCUAUUCCCUCAGUCCGACUUCGAAGAGGGUAUCUUCAUCGACUACAGGGCAUUUGACGCCAAGAACAUAACCCCCAGAUAUGAAUUUGGAUUUGGUUUGAGCUACACUACUUUCAAUUUCACAGACCUCCAGAUCUCCAAUGUUGAGGAUGCCGACACCUCUGAGUAUCCCACAAAGGACAUCAUCGAGGGUGGUCAGGAGGAUCUAUGGGAUAUCGUAGCCAAAGUCUCUGCGACAGUCACGAAUACUGGCGAGGUAGCUGGUGCUGAAGUAGCUCAGCUCUACAUUGCCAUCCCCAACGGUCCCGUGAAGCAGCUGCGUGGAUUCGAGAAGCCAGUUCUGGAGCCUGGUGAAUCUGCCACUGUUGACUUUGAGCUAACACGGCGAGAUCUGAGCAACUGGGACGUCGUUGCUCAAAAAUGGCAGCUGCAAAAGGGCGACUACGGAGUCUUUGUUGGCUCAAGUAGCCGAGACUUGCCUCUGACUGGAUCACUUACGAUAUAAGGUUCUUAGAACCUGGUACAGGCAGGCAAUCGAUAUAUUCUCGAUGUCUUAGUUGUUAAGGAUCUAUCGCAAUGAGGCGUGAUUAGUUCCCCCUAUUAAUUAAUAUAAUUAAUAAUCAUAACAUUUGUCCUCUUCAAAUCUACUCACCUACCAAUCUAAC
Molecule: messenger RNA, 2663 nt
Organism: Hypoxylon fragiforme
Lineage: Eukaryota; Fungi; Ascomycota; Sordariomycetes; Xylariales; Hypoxylaceae
Product: glycoside hydrolase family 3 protein
Exons: 9
Coding region: 140-2503 (787 amino acids)
Biological process (GO): glucan catabolic process
Molecular function (GO): beta-glucosidase activity
Source: RefSeq, a predicted model, not a curated record